This is a messenger RNA of Drosophila elegans, 1256 nucleotides long. RefSeq lists its product as uncharacterized. Lineage: Eukaryota; Metazoa; Arthropoda; Insecta; Diptera; Drosophilidae. The transcript is spliced from 4 exons. The record is from RefSeq and is a predicted model, not a curated record. Bases 13 to 867 code for a protein of 284 amino acids.
UCUGAGUGCAACAUGUUCCGUUCGAAAGAGAUCUAUGCGGGUGUGAGAAUCAGCUUCCUACUGCUUUGCCUGGCGAUCCUGCUGAUGCACAACCCCGUCGAUGCCCGAUGGACCCGGAGGCCGAGGCGCACCACCACGCCCAGGAGUACGACAAAGAAUCCGGAUCGCCACCAGCAUGUGCACCACUGGCCACCACUGGUACCACCAACGGCCCAGCCCCAACCACAUCCCCAAGUUGUUGUGGUGCAAAAACCCAGCUACACAGAGUCGAGUCCUCGCCUAAUCGACAGCUUCGAUCAGAGAUCAAUCGACGGGCAGUAUGAGUUUAGAUACCAGCUGGACAACGGGAACACCCGCUACGAGCGCGCCUACUGGCUGCCAGUGGGCAAGGACCUCGUCCUGGCCAAAAAGGGCUACUACUCGGUGCCUCUGCCCAAUGACAAGUACUCGACGGUGUUCUACACAGCCGACCAUCGUGGCUACCAUGUUGACAUGCAGACAUUAUCAGAGGAGCAGCCGCUGUUGCCGCGGAACCUCGAAGUGUCCGGAAUGGAGAGGGAAAUGGGAACGGCAACGGGAGCGGCAACGGGAGCGGGAACGGGAAAGGGUUCCGAAAUGGGCACGGGUGCGGGGUCUAAGCGAAAUUCAAUAAGCGACCCGGAGCGUAACGAGCUGGAUAUGGAAGUGGAUGAGAAUGUGGACGCAAGUGAAGCUGGCACCGAGCUGGUUCCUAAUGCUGUAAACCAAGUCGAAACCCAAACCGAACCAUCAACUUUGGCCAACGACAUUUUGGCAACUGAAGCACCAGCCGACAGCCACGUUGAGGAUGAUGACGAUGUUGAUGAUGAUGAAGGCGCCUCAAACUGAAAGCCAGAACAUUAGAGGACAUUUCGGCAUAUACAGGAUGGUGGAUGGUGGAUGGUGGAUGGUGGAUGAAGGGCCUGGAUGAAGGGACUGGAUGAAAGGACACACACACUUGGCUGAGUCGCAGCUCGCUCUACUUGCUGCAAAUCAAAUUGAAAACAAUUGUUGCAGUCAGCAGUCGGACACAGUUGAGUUGGCCAGUAGUCACGGCAUCCCAAGGAGGGGGACAAGUCAACUCGACUCCACUUAACUCCAUCUUCAUCUUCAUCUUCAUCUUGCAGUUCAUGGGGAAUGUGUCUCAAUUGGUCGCUUGACAGCUCCUUCUAGCUCCCUUUUCCUUUUAUAUAUGAUAGAUUUCUUUUUUUUUUUUUGCAAUAUUCAAUAAAAAUAAA